Messenger RNA from Stegastes partitus (bicolor damselfish), 716 nucleotides. Its product is annotated as tripartite motif-containing protein 16-like protein. The annotation marks the transcript as partial. The record is from RefSeq and is a predicted model, not a curated record. Lineage: Eukaryota; Metazoa; Chordata; Actinopteri; Pomacentridae. The transcript has a single exon. Gene Ontology annotation, molecular function: protein binding.
UCCAGCAUCAGCAUCCGUCCUCGGAGACACUUUGAGGACGUGACAGCAGCUGUGGAAGAGCUCAGAGAUGGACUCCAGGACGUUCUGAGGGACACAUGGACAAACAUCUCACUGGCCAUCACUGACGUGGAUGUUCUACUGUCACAACCAGAACCAACGACCAGAGCUGGAUUCUUAAAGUAUUCACGACAAAUCACUCUGGAUCCAAACACAGCAAACAGGCGACUGUUGUUAUCUGACGGGAACAGAAAAGUGACAUUCAUGAAUCAUGAACAGUCUCAUCCUGAUCAUCCAGACAGAUUCAUUUACUGGUGUCAGGUCCUGAGUAAAGAGAGUCUGACUGGACGUUGUUACUGGGAGGUGGAGUGGAGAGGAAAAGUUUAUGUAGCAGUUUCAUACAAGAGCAUCAGCACAACAGGGACAACAUUUGAAUGUUUAUUUGGAUUCAAUGACAAAUCCUGGGCUUUCGAUUGUGACACCGACAGAUAUGAAUUUCUGUACAACAAAACUAAAACUCUCGUCUCACGUCGUCCUUCCUCCAGAGUAGGAGUCUACCUGGAUCACAGAGCAGGUGUUCUGUCCUUCUACAGCGUCUCUGACACCAUGACUCUCCUCCACAGAGUCCAGACCUCGUUCACUCAGCCGCUACAUGCAGGAGUUGGACUUUAUGAUUCUGGAUCCACUUUAGAGUUCAUUAAACCCGAAUAGACUGAAGU